Messenger RNA from Olea europaea var. sylvestris, 1521 nucleotides. RefSeq lists its product as uncharacterized. The coding region runs from base 165 to 974 and encodes 269 amino acids. The transcript has 2 exons. The record is from RefSeq and is a predicted model, not a curated record. Lineage: Eukaryota; Viridiplantae; Streptophyta; Magnoliopsida; Lamiales; Oleaceae.
UCACAAGGCUAUACAGCAAAAUGCUUUGCUGCCAUUAAAAGGAACGUGAGAAUGGAGGCAUUGAUAACAACCUCACACACAACCACCCCUAACCUUACACCCCAAUCCUAACCGACCCCACGCAUUUGUUCAUCUUCUCCAUUCAAACCCUCCUCAGAAAAGUUAUGCAUAAUCCAAGAAAUGAAUUUUCUCACAGAGUUGAUUACAGAAAUGAAAGUUAUGGCAAUUGGGGUGCUGCUGGUUUUCGCAGAAACUUAGCCCAAGACUAUGAGAAUCAUAGAAAUUUGAAUAACGAGGGAGUUCAAUUUAGACCUAAUCUAGUUAUGGAAGAAGAUGAUUCUGGUGUUUUUUCACCACCUCUAUGGAAAAAUAGUCCCAGUCCACCAAAAAGUCCUUCACAACCUCUCCUUCACCACCAGAAUUAUAGGGUAUAUUCCCCAAAUUCAAGAGCACAGGCUAUUGCUAGAGGGCAGUGGGAACUUAUGGAAAUGGUGAAGAAUAUGCCUGAAUCUUCUUACGAACUCUCCUUGAAGGAUCUUGUUGAACAUCAUAGAAUAGAAGCUCAAAAUCAAGAUCAGGAUCAAGUAGAAAGAUUGAAUAAAGAGAGAAAUCAUGGGAUUCAGGGUUUACAUCAGAGAUCAAAGAAAAAUGAAAAGAUGAUUAGAAAUGGGAGUUUUGACAAAAGGGGAUUGUUUCUCAAAAUGGGUUUUCCAACUUUUUUCAAAUCGAAGAAGAAAAAGACAGUUGUUAACAAUUCUAGCGGGAAAGUUUCGCCUAAACCCGAGGGAUCGUCUGAUAAGGAUUGGUGGAUGAAACGAUUUGGCGGUUCAAGCGACAGUGAUAGCAGCAGAAGUAGAACUGGCAGCACAGGCAGCGGCGGCAGUGUUCGCAAAGACAGCAGCAGGAAAAGAAAUGGCCUCUUAAGCAGCUGCUGGCCCUGUUUUCACUCCAGGAGAAACAAACCUGAAGAGUAGAGAAAACUUCUCCAGCAUAACGUUUUAGAUAAAAAGUACAAUACUUGACAAGAAAUUUUAAGUGGAAGCAUGUGUAUAUUUUCACGGCUCGUCUGGUACGCACUCGACAGUGUUAAGUUGUGCUAAUUAUUGCGUGCCAAUGUUCAGUUUUAUACAGCGUUCAGAAAGCUUAGCCUGUGGUUGGUUUGUCGUUUUCAGCUCAUUUUCCGUUUUCCGUUUUCGAAAACGCGGAAAACACUUUAGUCUGUCGUUUUCGAAAAUGAGUUAAAAUUUAUAACUGAAAACACAAAACGACUUUUUAUCAUUUUUAGCGUUUUCAGUUAUAAAUGUCAAAAAAGUUCAAAACGUGAAAAACGAGCCGUUUUUGGGGAAAACUAAAAAUCGUUUUGAAAAUGAAAAUAGAAAUGAAAAUACAAACCAACCACUACCUAAAUUUUUGUCCGUUGUUCUGUCUAAGUUGAUUACCAAAUAUAUGCCCUUUAAUGCAGCAGAUUGUUAUUCUUUACAGUGGACUUCAACAUAAAUCUAAUUUAUUUAUUUAUUAUCA